Camelus dromedarius (Arabian camel) is the source of this 4023-nucleotide messenger RNA. Its product is annotated as zinc finger protein DPF3. The record is from RefSeq and is a predicted model, not a curated record. Bases 1 to 1074 code for a protein of 357 amino acids. NCBI's taxonomy places the organism in Eukaryota, Metazoa, Chordata, Mammalia, Artiodactyla, Camelidae. The transcript is spliced from 10 exons. Gene Ontology annotation, cellular component: nucleus.
AUGGCGACUGUCAUUCACAACCCCCUGAAAGCGCUCGGGGACCAGUUCUACAAGGAAGCCAUUGAGCACUGUCGGAGUUACAACUCACGCCUGUGUGCAGAGCGCAGUGUGCGACUCCCGUUCCUGGACUCGCAGACCGGGGUAGCACAGAACAAUUGCUACAUCUGGAUGGAGAAGAGGCACCGAGGCCCAGGCCUCGCCCCAGGCCAGCUGUACACGUACCCUGCCCGCUGCUGGCGUAAGAAGAGACGAUUGCACCCGCCUGAGGAUCCGAAGCUGCGGCUGCUGGAAAUAAAACCUGAAGUGGAGCUGCCCCUGAAGAAGGAUGGGUUCACCUCAGAAAGCACCACCCUGGAAGCCUUGCUCCGCGGGGAGGGGGUCGAGAAGAAGGUGGACACCAGGGAGGAGGAAAGCAUCCAGGAGAUACAGAGGGUUUUGGAAAACGAUGAAAAUGUAGAAGAAGGAAAUGAAGAAGAGGAUUUAGAAGAGGAUGUUCCCAAGCGGAAGAACCGGACCAGAGGACGGGCCCGUGGCUCUGCGGGGGGCCGAAGGAGGCAUGACGCCGCCUCUCAGGAAGACCACGACAAACCUUACGUCUGUGACAUUUGUGGCAAGCGCUACAAGAAUCGGCCGGGACUCAGCUACCACUACGCUCACACUCACCUGGCCAGCGAGGAAGGGGAUGAGGCCCAAGACCAGGAGACCCGGUCCCCACCCAGCCACAGAAACGAGAACCACAGACCCCAGAAAGGACCGGAUGGGACCGUCAUUCCCAAUAACUACUGUGACUUCUGCUUGGGGGGCUCGAACAUGAACAAGAAGAGCGGGAGGCCGGAAGAGCUGGUGUCCUGUGCAGACUGCGGACGCUCUGCUCAUUUGGGAGGAGAAGGCAGGAAGGAGAAGGAGGCAGCAGCCGCAGCACGCACCACGGAGGACUUAUUCGGUUCCACGUCAGAAAGUGACACCUCAACUUUCCACGGCUUUGAUGAGGACGAUUUGGAAGAGCCUCGCUCCUGCCGAGGACGCCGCAGUGGCCGCGGUUCGCCCACAGCAGAUAAAAAGGGCAGUUGCUAAACGCAUGGAACAGACUCUCUGGGCAAUUAGCCAUCACCCUCUGACUUUGGUCCUUGUUCUGGUUCUGAUAUACAUAUAUAUAUUUUUUAAUGAAAGACAGCUUAGGUUUUCCCUUCAUCCUUGCUUUUUCUUCUCACCUUCCACGUGUCCCUGCCCCCUUUCCCUCUCUUUAGGGUAUGUACAACAGAAGCACAAACUACUGAAACAAAACAGAAGAGCAGAAUAACAGUCCUUCAGAGAGAUGGCAUCAUGAUGUACUAUUUAUUUUCUAUAGAAAUGGGAAGUUAGGCAGAUUCUCUCUUUUUGGGGGGGAGGGGAUCUUUUUGACACGAGCAGAGUUGAUUUCCUCAGUUAUCCUAUUUAUUGGCAAAAUGAAGAGUGGAGGGGCAUUGGGUUUGGAAACAAAGAACCGAUAACCGUUAAAAAUUAUUAUUUAUAUAUUCUAGCUAUUGUUAGAAGCAGACUUUUUUUUUGAGAGAGAGAGAGAAGGGAAAUCAAAGACAUGGAAGUAAUGUCCUGUUUAGAAGACAGCCACUGGGGGGAGGAUUGAUUCAAAGCUCCCCAAUCAGGAGGAUUUCCUCGAUGGCAGAGGAUGGCACUUUCUGUGCCCCACGGAGUUGGUGGCUCCCCACGGCAGACCCCCUCCCCGUUUCUCCUCCCUGACCUUUCCAUCUUCCUCCCUGCUUGUGAUGAAACGGCGGCAGCUCCUGAGAAGCCCGGGCCGCCCAUGUGCAGCCUCCCUCCAGCACCUGGGCCCUGACCAGCAGCGCCUCCUGGCCUGGGACCCUCCUCCUCUGUCAGCAUAGCUGCUGUUUGGUUGUUGCUGGGUUUUUCCCUCGCUUUCCACCUGGCGAAGAGCAAUUUCCACAUGCAGGAAUGGAAUAUAAGCAGAAAGGCAUGGACUCAGCGGUGACAAACAACUCGAGGCUGCGCUCAUGGAAGAAAGAAUGUUACCUCAGUCUGUUUCCCUCUUCCCCUCGCCCCCUGUUUAAAAACGUAUAAAUACCCGUUGGAUGAUCAAGUCUCCUGUAUUUUUCUAUUUUUUUAUAGUGCCCCCCAGGCACUUUGUUUUAUGUUUCCAAUAGCACCUCCUGAAAUAAACCAAAGCAACACUUGCUCAAGGCCCCCGGGGUGACGGAGACCAUCCACCUUGUUGGCAGCCCCGAGGAUGAACAGCUGUGCAGUCCUAGUCAAAAGUCAACGCUCUGACCUGGGGACUCCGAUAUCCUUCAAACAAGACGUUUCUGAAGAAGGUGAAAAGAAGCCACCACGAUCUGCGCCUCCUCCUCCUCCUCCUCCCUUGCCUGGCCCCCUCCUGCGCACGUGUUUCUGCCAACACAGGAGCCUGGAUUGCGGAAAAGCCUCCAAUGCAACUCAGCUCAGCUCAGUGACGUCUUGGGAAUGGCCUAACUGUGCAAUAAGAAGAAUUUCUUUUUUUCCUCUUUUUAAAAUUCUCCAUUACAUUUUCUCUAAGUGUCCGUGAGAAAGUAUGCAGGUCAGACUGGGAUUGCUCUAUAGUAGAAAUAACUGAACACGAACAAACUGACAAAAAAAAAAAAAAAAAAGAGUUAACUAUUUUAUUUAUUUCAAUAUUUAAAAGAAAAGGUGCUGAUGUGGCAGAGUAUUUUUGUUUAAAGUACCUUCUACUUCAAAAGUUAAAAGCAAUUUUGUGAAGACAUGAAAAUCAAAAGAGGACUUAAUGUAAAAUAAAGACUGCCUAUUAACUCUAAGGAAAAAUACCCCACAUUUUUAAUAAGAGAAUAAAGAUCAACUCUGCUCUCUCGGGGUUUUUAAAAGCCAUUCAUGUAUGUGCUUUAGGUAUUUUUAUUUCUGCAAGUUGGAUGUGGUAAGUGAGGAGUGAUCGAUUUUUUUUUCCUUCUUCAAAAGUCUAUUGAAAGUGUUUGAUGAUGUCUUAAGACUUGACUGAAAUAAAUUAGGCACAAAGGCGGUCAGCAGUCUCUCUGAGCCUCCCUCCCAAACAAGUACCCAAGCAAACAAACAAACAGCUCCCCCCUUACCCUGGGCAAGCCCCAUUUAUCCCGUUUUGAGAAGCAGCCUGCCUCCUGGUUAUCGUGUCUGACGAGGCCUAGUUCUGAAAGGAAUUCCAUCUAGUGAUUAAAUCUAUCUCUGCAGAUUCAACAGAUUUGGAUACGGACAGCUUUGUUUAAAAUAAUGUGGUGAAGGAAGAGAGAGAGAGGGAAAAAAAAGAACAAAAAAGUGUCACUUGGGAUGACAUUAAUUCUGUCCCCUCGCGGCUCCUGGGGGAGACGUGUGAAGGGGGCCUGCUGCUGAGCCAGUUCCUGGGGCCUGACACAGUGAGGAAGGCCAAUGUGAAAGAUGGAAACCUCAAAUUUGGUUGCUGGUGGGGGUAAAAAGGGAAAAGGCGAGAGGUCUGACACGUCAUUUUAUGGCCAUGUUGGUGGAAGGAACGUUGUGGCCUAUGAAACGCAUUCAGCAUAGUGUCUGCGGCCUAGUGAAGGGGCUGAGUUCACUGGCUGGGCCACUGGGUUCCACCCCCAGUCUCUUACCUGUCCACGCUCUUGAGUGUCCCUCACUGGUAAGCAGUCACAACCAAUGUACCAUCUAACUCUGGGUAUUCCUCUCAGCAAAAGUCUUGAGUUGACAGUGUUACUGAAAUGGUUCUGAGCCCAAGAAUCUCUCUUUUCCCUUUGCAAGGGGGAGACUGGAUGGGCACAGACUUCCUGCCAGCCCUGAAAAUGCCAGUCCCCCGGAUAGAUCACCUAGAGUGUCUCUGUAUCAUUUUGUAGCCCUUUUCUGUGACGUUUUCUGGUAGAAAAUGUCCCUUUCCAAAAUGCUAAUAAUUAUAAUAAUAAUCCUCUCUCCCACCCACUCCCACAAGUUAUAACGUGUAGAAUUGUGAUAAAACUUUGCAUAAUGUAGGGUUUGUAUCAAGUUUGUAUAAGUUUCUGUUAAAUAAAAGUCUGUUUC